AUGUGUCUGACAUACAUCGUAGACGACUUCAUCGACGUGUGGGGCUAUACGAACAACCCACUUCCGUGCUGGCAGUGCCUCGGGGAGAUUGCGCAACCGAAUAUGUUUCUUUAUCAGGCCUGCUUUAACAUCCGCGACAUCGCCUCCGACUUCCCUCAUCCGUGCACCGAAUGCACCCAGCAUAAAUUUUGUUGUCAGACAUUCCCGACUGCCCUUUGUCCGGAAGUAUGGUAUUUGCUCUAUGGAAACCAUGAUUUCUCUGAUCAAAAGAUCCGUGAUAGAUUGUGGGGGAUCCUAAAACCUUAUCGGGAGGGUCCUCAGCAGCUUGGGGAAGAUGAGGCCUUAGAGCAUGGCAGUUACUAA
Molecule: messenger RNA, 363 nt
Organism: Penicillium oxalicum
Lineage: Eukaryota; Fungi; Ascomycota; Eurotiomycetes; Eurotiales; Aspergillaceae
Exons: 1
Coding region: 1-363 (120 amino acids)
Source: RefSeq, a predicted model, not a curated record